Penaeus chinensis is the source of this 2142-nucleotide messenger RNA. RefSeq lists its product as uncharacterized. The record is from RefSeq and is a predicted model, not a curated record. Gene Ontology annotation, molecular function: catalytic activity. NCBI's taxonomy places the organism in Eukaryota, Metazoa, Arthropoda, Malacostraca, Decapoda, Penaeidae. The transcript has 9 exons. The coding region runs from base 1 to 2142 and encodes 713 amino acids.
AUGACGAGCGCUAGGGGUCUCUUACCGUCGAGACCAGCUCUGAAACUGGGAACCUGGAAUGUCAGGACUAUGCUUACUGGUAUUUCAGUUGACCUUGGAAGCAUAAAUGACCUUAGAAAAACUGCAGUUAUAAACAAUGAGCUCUCUAGACUUGAUGUCGACAUUGUUGCACUGCAGGAGACGCGCCUUGCAGAGGCAGCUAGCCUACGCGAGAAAGACUAUACCUUCUAUUGGCAUGGUAAGCCAAAAGAUGAGAGAAGGGAGCAUGGUGUCGGCUUUGCUGUGAAGAAUAGUCUGUUGAAAAUGAUUGAACCUCCAACAAACGGCUCUGAACGUAUUCUCACAAUGAGACUCAACACCACCACUUGCCCUGUGACACUCAUCAGUGUCUACGCGCCAACUCUCAUGGCCUCCUCUGACACAAAAGAUGAGUUUUAUGAAAAUCUCUGUGCCACCCUUCUGAAAGUUCCUCCAAAAGACCAAGUUAUUCUACUUGGCGAUUUCAAUGCCCGUGUUGGUAGUGACUACGAGGCUUGGCCUUCUUGUUUAGGCAAACUCAAUGUUGGCAAAGUUAAUGAAAAUGGUCAGAGACUUCUUGAAUUUUGCACGCGUCUCAAUCUUUGCGUUGCUAACUCAUUCUUUCAGACUAAACCUCAGAAUAAAGUUUCUUGGAGACAUCCACGCAGCAAGCAUUGGCAUCAGCUUGAUCUUGUGCUUGUUCGUAGAUCAAACCUCAAUUCCAUCAAAGAAUAUUCAAUCAUAGAGUCAGAUCAAGCUGAAAAGCGAUGGCAGUCUUUGAAAUCUGCAAUGCACAGCUGUGCACUUGCAACCUUUGGUAGAAAAAAAACCAAGUCUUCUGACUGGUUUGAGACAAAGUCUAAGAUACUUAAUCCUGUUAUUGUGAAAAAGAGGCAAAUGCAGUGCGUGUACAACAAGCACCCCAGUAGAGAAAAUCUGUACAAGCUCCGGCAAGCCAGAAAUGAGGCCAAGCAGAUGGUCAGGCGUUGCGCCAAUGACUACUGGAUGGAGCUGAGUCAGCACAUUGAAAAUGCCUCUGCUACAGGCAAUAUCAGAGCCAUGUAUGAGGGCAUUAAGACUGCAACAGGGCCUACUCAGAUCAAAUCUGCCCCCUUGAAAUCCUCCUCUGGAGAACUUAUUGUGGACAAGGGUAAGCAGUUGGAUCGCUGGAAAGAGCAUUAUUCUGUCCUAUACUCUAGGCAGAGCUCUGUUUCUGAGUCCGCACUUGCUGCGAUGGAGCAACUUAGUGUUUUACAUGAGCUUGAUGAGAUGCCUACAAUCUCUGAGCUGAGUAAAGCUAUUGACCAGCUUGCCCCUGGUAAAGCUCCAGGAAGUGAUGAGAUACCUCCUGAUUUAAUCAAACAGUGUCAGACAGUCCUCCUUAAACCUAUUUAUGAUCUUCUUUGUUGUUGCUGGGCAGAAGGUGAAGUGCCACAGGACAUGAGAGAUACUAAGAUAGUUACUCUCUACAAGAAUAAAGGUGAACGGAGUGACUGCAACAAUUACAGGGGCAUAUCUCUCCUUAGUAUAGUGGGCAAGGUAUAUGCAAGAGUUCUUCUUGCCAGGUUACAAAAGCUUGCUGAGCGUGUCUAUCCUGAAUCUCAGUGUGGUUUCAGGGCAGGCCGAUCAACUAUUGACAUGAUCUUUGCAUCAAGACAGCUUCAGGAGAAAUGUUCUAAUCUCAGCGCUGGAAAAAAAAGACUAUUAAUGUUCUCAAAAACGAAUACUACUCAGAGAAUUAUUUGCAAUUCGGGCUUGCACACGGCCCAGCAAGCAUGUGGAUUUAACCGGGAAUCUCUUAAGGGGCAAAGUGAGAUGUCGUUCAAGUUCGGAAUGCAGGAGACGAGCACACAGGCCAACUACAAGUCAGUGCUCAUAUUAUACAUUCGGCCGUCCACUACUUAUAUGUCUCCAUAUAUUCAUCUUAAUCACUGGCAGAGUAAACUCUCAUGGCUAAGUGAUAAGCUGAAAUUUAUGAUUCCUGAUGAAGAUAUGAUCGAAAUUCAUCAAAUUAAUUUCUUGCAAUCAAAUGGCACGCCCUCACUUUAUUCUGACCUUAGAUCGCGUUACUGUGUGAUCACGGGAUACAUGCGAGCAGAAAUCACAGUGUUCCAUGGCAUCUAA